Molecule: messenger RNA, 1107 nt
Organism: Acanthosepion pharaonis
Lineage: Eukaryota; Metazoa; Mollusca; Cephalopoda; Sepiida; Sepiidae
Source: the annotation of a GenBank genome assembly
AUGAGAAAAGGUUACAUAUGCAUUUUCGACCACAAUUCUUUUCUUUGCAGUAUUUGUAACUUUUCUCUGUUGUAUCUUUUCUAUGAGUAUUUUUUCUGCACUGGACUGGUAUCAUUUCCUUCCUGUACCGGUACUGCUUCUCUGCAGUGUUGGUACCUUUUCUCUCCUGUGUCAGUAGCUUUUCUCUGCUGUACCGGCACCUUUUCUCUGCUGUACCGGCACCUUUUCUCAGCUGUGUCAGUAGCUUUUCUCAGCUGUGUCAGUACUUUUACUGCUGUAACGGCACCUUUUCUUUGCUGUGUCAGUACCUUUUCUCAGCUGUGUCAGUACCUUUUCUUUGCUGUGUCAGUACCUUUUCUCAGCUGUGUCAGUACCUUUUCUCAGCUGUGUCAGUACCUUUUCUCAGCUGCGUCAGUACCUUUUCUCUGCUGUACCGGCACCUUUUCUCAGCUGUGUCAGUACCUUUUCUCAGCUGUGUCGGUACUUUUACUCUGCUGUAACGGCACCUUUUCUUUGCUGUGUCAGUACCUUUUCUCAGCUGUGUCAGUACCUUUUCUUUGCUGUGUCAGUACCUUUUCUCAGCUGUGUCAGUACCUUUUCUCAGCUGUGUCAGUACCUUUUCUCAGCUGCGUCAGUACCUUUUCUCUGCUUACCUUUUUCUCAGCUGAGUCAGUACCUUUUCUCAGCUGCGUCAGUACCUUUUCUCUGCUGUACCGGCACCUUUUCUCAGCUGUGUCAGUACCUUUUCUCAGCUCUGUCAGUAACUUUUCUCAACUGUGUCAGUACCUUUUCUCUGCUGUACCGGCACCUUUUCUAAGCUUUCUGUACCGGUACCUUUUCUCUGCUGUACCGGCACCUGUUCUCUGCUGUGUCAGUACCUUUUCUCAGCUGUUUCAGUACCUUUUCUCUGUUGUACCGGCACUUUUUCUCUGCUGUGUCAGUACCUUUUCUCUGUUGUACCGGCACUUUUUCUCUGCUGUGUCAGUACCCUUUCUCUGCUGUACCGGCACCACUUCUCUGUGUGUCAGUACCUUUUCUCUGUUAUACCGGCACCUUUUCUCUGCUGUGUCAGUACCUUUUCAGACAAUCCAUAGUAACACGCCUUGA